This is a messenger RNA of Gorilla gorilla gorilla (western lowland gorilla), 3260 nucleotides long. Its product is annotated as splicing factor U2AF 35 kDa subunit-like protein. The coding region runs from base 1 to 720 and encodes 239 amino acids. The transcript has a single exon. NCBI's taxonomy places the organism in Eukaryota, Metazoa, Chordata, Mammalia, Primates, Hominidae. Gene Ontology annotation, biological process: mRNA splicing, via spliceosome. Gene Ontology annotation, cellular component: U2AF complex. The record is from RefSeq and is a predicted model, not a curated record. Gene Ontology annotation, molecular function: RNA binding; metal ion binding.
AUGGCGGAGUAUCCAGCCUCCAUCUUUGGCACCGAGAAAGUCAACUGUUCAUUUGAUUUCAAAAUUGGAGCAUGUCUUCAUGGAGACAGGUGCUCUUGGUUGCACCAUAAACCGACGUUUAGCCAGACCAUUGCCCUCUUGAACAUUUACUGUAACCCUCAAAACGCUUCCCAGUCGGCCGACGGUUUGCGCUGUGCCGUGAGCGAUGUUGAGAUGCAGGAACACUAUGAUGAAUUUUUUGAGGAGGUUUUUAUAGAACUGGGGGAGAAGUAUGGGGAAGUUGAGGAGAUGAACGUCUGUGACAACCUGGGAGACCACCUGGUGGGGAACGUGUACUUCAAGCUUCCCCGUGAGGAAGAUGCGGAAAAGGCUGUGAUUGACUUGAACAACCGUUGGUUUAACGGACAGCCGAUCCACGCCGAGCUGUCACCUGUGACGGACUUCAGGGGAGCCUGCUGCCGUCAGUAUGAGAUGGGAGAAUGCACACGAGGCGGCUUCUGCAACUUCAUGCAUUUGAAGCCCAUUUCCAGAGAGCUGCGGCGGGAGCUGUGUGGGCAGCGUCGCAAGAAGCAUAGAUCAAGAUCCCGAUCCCGGGAGCGUCGUUCUCGGUCUGGAGACCGUGGUCGUGGCGGUGGCGGUGGCGGUGGCCCAGGCGGCGGCGGCCGACGGGAGCGUGACAGGAGGCGGUUGAGAGAUAGUGAAAGAUCUGGGCGAUUCUGAGCCAUGCCAUUUUUACCUUAUGUCUGCUAGAAAGUGUUGUAGUUGAUUGACCAAACCAGUUCAUAAGGGGAUUUUUUUAAACAACAACAACAACAACAAAAACACAAAGAUCGGUUUCUGAAUAAAAUUUGUAGUGAUAACAGUUAAAAAAAAAAAAAAGAUUCUCCAUAAAUAGGCCGGGCGCGGUGCCUCACGCCUGUAAUCCCAGCACUUUGGGAGGCCGAGGCGGGCGGAUCACAAGGUCAGGAGAUGGAGACUAUUCUGGCUAACACGGUGAAACCCCGUCUCUACUAAAAAUACAAAAAAUUAGCUGCGCGUGGUGGCACACGCCUGUAGUCCCAGCUACUCAAGAGGCUGAGGCACGAGAAUCGCUUGAACCUGGGAGGCGGAGGUUGCAGUGAGCCGAGAUCACACCACUGCACUCCAGCCUGGGCGACAAAGAGAGACUCUGUCUCAAAAAAAACAAAAAACAAAAAACAAUAACAACCCUCCAUAAAUAGUGGAGGGAUGGCUCACCUUUUGGUGCCAGAUCAAAAAGAUGCUCUGAGUGGUGGGAGGGUGGGAGGAGAGUGAGGGACCAGAAAUUGCUUAGUAUGUACAAGGUACACUAUUUGGAUGAUGGCUAUGCUAAAAGCCCAGACCUCACCACUACGCAAUAUAUCCAUGUAACAAAACUGUCUUUACACCCACUAAAUCUAGAAUUUAAAAAAAGCUCUGAGGAGAUAAGUAGACUUGACCUCUCUAACUCAAGAUGCGGAAACAGAGCUACCACAGUCUUGCUUCCAUUCCUUAUGGCUCAAACCUUCAAAUGUCUUUUGCAAAGGCAAGCAACUGAUUCUUCUCCUGCCAGGCUUGAGUUAUUAAACUCCCAUUACAUUUAGACAAAAUGCAAUUCUCAAAAUAGGAUGCAAACACAAGCGCCAAUGUGCCUAGUAAACUGAAGGAAGGAAGAAUGAUUGAAAGUACAAAGAUCUUUCAAAAUCAACAUUGGAUACAACAGAUUCAUAAUUCUUUUUAGAAGUUAGCUCUGGAAGGGGCACUAGAUGGACAGAACAUAAGGGUUCAUUUCUGUCUCCCUGACUCUGUUUUUCAAUUAAGUUUUAGGACUUGCCAAAAAUAUUCUAGGGUUUGGAAGAGAAAAAGGUAAAAAGGUUGCAAGAGUGCAAGAUUUCAAGAUUCAUCUUUGAAAGCUAGGCUAAUGGAUUAGUCUGCCAAAAAUAUGAAAAUAUAAAAAUAUUAUAAAUUAGUCAGAUGUCCAUGGCUGUAAUCUGUUUGCCUGAUGCUAGAUGUACUUAUGAUAGGAAAAACAGGUGGCUUAAAAAUAGCUAGAAAAUGUUAAGUACUUAUAUAACACAUUUUUUUGUUUUAAGUAUCAAAUGGGUUGUUAUCUUAGUAGGGUUUCCAGUAAAAGAAGCGCCUAUGAUUUAACUUUGACCAAUGGUAAGUUUUCCCAUUUUAGGAUUUCAGUGUUCAUUUAGGGAACUAUAAUACCAUGUAGUACAAAUCCUUUAUUAAAUCAAUGCAUUCAUUAUCUGAAAUAAAAGUUUUAUUCAAUCACUGUGUUUUGAUAGACUAGACUAUCGCACACAGGCAGGAGAUAAUGGAUUGAAGAGAGUGUCCUUGAAGGAGAGGAGCUCACAGCUCCUUUCUUAUACAUUCCCAGGAGACAGUCCAUUUCUGAAACCAUCAAGAUUUCAGAAGGCUGGCAAGGACUGUGAGCCAGCCCUGUGUGGUAUAACAAAUCAGCACAUGAAGGAGCUAACUAUAUAACUAGUGAGAGGAAAAAAAUGAAAUCACCUCUGCUUAAAAUCUCUCCAUGUCGUCUUUUAACUUAUUUAAGGUGAUUGGCUCAGGUGGCUUUAUGGCGACCCAGCCAUGUGUAUGGUAAGGAGUCACUAGAAGCCAUCAUCAAAGUUAGUAAAUCUAUUUCUGCUCUCUGCAAGCUUUACUCACUUAAAUUGAUCUGCCCAUCUCUCUUACUGCCCAACAAUUAGGGAAAGAGCAGGAAGUGCUCUUAGGAGAGGGAGGAGAAAGAAUACGAGGGCUACUAGGCAGAUAUGCACAAACACAACACAGAUCCAGAAAAAAGAUGCUAAUUGGUAUUUUUACAUUGGUUUGCAAGAGGGAAAUCAAGGCUCAUUUAAGAAAAUGCUCACUUUCGGGGCCGGGCACGGUGGCUCAUGCCUGUAAUCCCGGCACUUUGGGAGGCUGAGGUGGGUGGAUCAUGAGGUCAGGAAUUCAAGACCAGCCUAGCCAAGAUGGUGUAACCCUGUCUCUACUAAAAAGACAAAAAUUAGCUGGGCAUGGUGGUGGGUGCCUGUAAUCCCAGCUACUCGGGAGGCUGAGGCAGAGAAUUGCUUGAACCCGGGAGGUGGAGGUUGCAGUGAGUGGAGAUCAUACCACUACACUCCAGCCUGGGCGACGGAGUGAGACUCCAUCUCAAAAAAAAAAAAAAAAAAAAAAAAAAGCUCACUUUCCCAUAACUGCCUACAACUUUGUGCACUGAUAGGGUCUUACAUACUUUUGUGUUUUGGAUGCUG